CCUCGCCAGAAAGCCUAUCCAGUGGACCUAGGAAACCCUCGCCCAGAGGAACGGGAGGGGGCGGGGCCACAUCUUGCCCCGCCCCUGCUCCGUGGCUGUUUGUUUCCGCUGGCGCCUCCGCGGAACACCGAGAUAUGGGCCCUACCUGGGGGAGCCCUGGAUGGGUGCGGCUGGCGCUCUGCCUUGCCGGCUUAGUGCUCUCUCUCUACGCGCUGCACGUGAAGGUGGAGCGCGCCCGGGACCAGAAUUACCGCGCGCUCUGCGAUGUGGGUACCGCCAUCAGCUGUUCGCGCGUCUUCUCCUCCAGGUGGGGCCGGGGCUUCGGGCUGGUGGAACAAGUGCUGGGCCAGGACAGCGUCUUCAAUCAAUCCAACAGCAUAUUUGGCUGCAUCUUCUACACGCUACAGCUGUUGUUAGGUUGCCUCCGGGGCCGCUGGGUAUCUAUUCUGCUGCAGCUGAGUUCCCUGGUGUCUCUCGCUGGUUCUGUCUACCUGGCCUGGAUCCUGUUCUUCGUGCUCUAUGAUUUCUGUAUCGUUUGCAUCACUACCUACGCCAUCAAUGUGGGCCUGAUGGUGCUCAGCUUCCGAGAGGUCCAGGGACCCCAGGGCAAGGUCAAAGGGCACUGAGCCCUCACCUCAAGCCCGGGUGACCUCUUAUGCUCUGCUUUGGCAUGUCAGUCUUGCCUAAGGGGGACAUGUCUGGGUCUUUAGAAGAGUCUACACCCACCUCCACCAUACUCUCAACACAGGACAAUGGACCAAAUGUGCCACCCUCUUUCUUCCACCUAGUAUCUCUGGCUCUGUCCCCAAGGAUUGGUUUCCAAAGAUCCUGCCAUUGCCCAAAGAGGGAAGGUUCUGAGCAAUAAAAUUUCUUAAAUUGGUUAA
Molossus molossus (Pallas's mastiff bat) is the source of this 884-nucleotide messenger RNA. It is a transcript of the gene VKORC1, whose product is annotated as vitamin K epoxide reductase complex subunit 1. Gene Ontology annotation, biological process: vitamin K metabolic process; peptidyl-glutamic acid carboxylation. Gene Ontology annotation, molecular function: vitamin-K-epoxide reductase (warfarin-sensitive) activity. The transcript is spliced from 3 exons. Lineage: Eukaryota; Metazoa; Chordata; Mammalia; Chiroptera; Molossidae. The record is from RefSeq and is a predicted model, not a curated record. The coding region runs from base 135 to 626 and encodes 163 amino acids.